AUGUCCAAGACGGUCGCUGUUCUCCGCCUCGUGUCCCUCGCGCUCUCUUUCGUAUUUGGCAUCGUCGCAUUGAGUGUUGACAUCAACGCCCUCGCAAAGUCAAACUCGCAGAAAUCGACCCUCCGCAAGGACGUCCCCAGCGGCGUGACUGUCAACAUCGACACUCAGGACGUCUUCUCCUCCGGUGUCGUUGUAACUGUUGUUUGUGGUCUCAUAGGUCUCACCUCCCUCCUCGCGCUGGUGCACUCCUUUUUCCGAAGCCUCACCAGCCCGUUCCAUCGGCGCACGGUUCCUCUUUUCGGCGCACAUCUCCUCACAUUCCUCACCAUUUGGCUCUUCGCAACCAUCAUCCCAUUCACCGAUUUUGUUGCCAACCGCCAGGCAAAAAUCUCUGCCUCACUUGGAGGAGUGCCGCUGUCGCAGACCAUCAUCCAGGCAACUGAGCAGCAGCUUGGCUUUACACCAGUGUAUCACAAACUGGGCUACCUGCGCACGGGCGCGAUCCUGCCUUGGUUUGCCUUCCUCUUUGGCGCGACGUCUGCGGCGCUCUCGUACGUGUACGCCCGCCAGGCGGCCACAGCCAAUCAUUCCACCUCUUCUGCCGGUUAUGUGAACGAGAAGCAUGCCGGAGCCUCCCCGGGGACACAGCAAGUUUGA
Messenger RNA from Fibroporia radiculosa, 657 nucleotides. RefSeq lists its product as uncharacterized. Bases 1 to 657 code for a protein of 218 amino acids. The transcript is spliced from 2 exons. The record is from RefSeq and is a predicted model, not a curated record. Lineage: Eukaryota; Fungi; Basidiomycota; Agaricomycetes; Polyporales; Fibroporiaceae.